AUGGCCGGGCUCGCGAUGCUGGUGGCCGCCGCCUUGGCGCUGUGCCUGCUGCUGGCGCCCCCCGGCCUCGCGUGGUACAAGGAGGCGGCGGGGCCGGGCUACUACUCCGUGGGUCGCGCCGCGGGGCUGUUGUCCGGCUUCCGCAGGUCGCCGUACGCGCGGCGCUCCGAGCCGCCCGUGGGCACGGGACCCCCGGGACGGGCUGGCGCCUUUCCGGAGCUGCGCCCCAGCCUGCGGAGCCUCGCCGUGUGCGUCGAGGACGUUACCCGGAACCUGCAGAGCUGCGAGCGGUUCCCCGACGGCCGAGCCAUGUUCCAGUGCAAGGCCGACGUCUUCCUGUCACUCCGCGCCGCGGACUAUCGCAGCACGUGA
Lipotes vexillifer (Yangtze River dolphin) is the source of this 372-nucleotide messenger RNA. RefSeq names its product neuropeptide B (gene NPB). NCBI's taxonomy places the organism in Eukaryota, Metazoa, Chordata, Mammalia, Artiodactyla, Lipotidae. The record is from RefSeq and is a predicted model, not a curated record. Gene Ontology annotation, molecular function: G protein-coupled receptor binding. Gene Ontology annotation, biological process: feeding behavior; G protein-coupled receptor signaling pathway.